UUCCAUCAAAAGUAAUGGAAAAAGAAAAAAAUAGAAAGAAAAUAAAAAGAAAAUAGAUCUGGGCUUGGGUGUGGCUACUCGGAGAAUUAGAGAAAUACCGGCGGUGGCGUGAUUUGGGUGAAAAACGGGUUGACAAUGUCUUACAGUGACACGGUUCCGCUCCAUCCCAGCUCCCAAUCGGACAUCGACGAGAUCGAGAAUCUCAUCCACUCCAACCCCUUACCCGUCCUCCCCGCUCGCCCCCCUUCCCCCCCACGCGCUUCCAUCCCCGUCUCCUCCGCUCCUCCUCCUCCCUCCUUCAUCCCCUCCAAUCUCCCCCCUCCUUCCGCCCCCAAACCCACUCCCGUCCCCUCCAUCGCUCCUAAACCCCCUGUCCCCCCUCCGAUUGGAUCCUCCUCCUCCAGCGGCGGAAUUGCCUCAUCGGGGUUCGGUUCCCCUCCUAAUACGCUCACCGAGCCUGUCUGGGAUACUGUUAAGAGGGAUUUGUCGAGGAUCGUCAGCAAUCUCAAGCUCGUUGUUUUCCCCAAUCCCUACAGGGAAGAUCCCGGCAAGGCAUUGCGCGAUUGGGAUCUUUGGGGCCCCUUUUUCUUCAUUGUUUUCCUCGGCCUCACUCUCUCCUGGUCUGCUUCUGUUAAGAAGUCUGAAGUUUUUGCUGUUGCAUUUGCACUUCUUGCCGCUGGCGCUAUAAUUCUGACCUUGAAUGUGUUGCUGCUGGGGGGUCACAUCAUCUUCUUUCAGAGCCUAAGCCUUCUCGGUUACUGUUUAUUUCCCCUGGAUGUGGGUGCCUUGAUUUGCAUGUUGAAGGACAACGUAAUAAUUAAAGUGGUGGUUGUCGUCAUCACAUUGGCAUGGAGUUCAUGGGCUGCAUAUCCGUUCAUGAGCAGCGCUGUUGGCCCGAGGAGGAAAGCCCUUGCUCUAUAUCCUGUCUUACUUAUGUACGUGUCCGUGGGUUUUCUAAUCAUCGCCAUCGACUGAUUCAGUGACACACUGCUAUACUGCUCAUGGUGACACUUGCAUUACAUGUACGGCAUUAGGUGAAUUGAUUCCAAUUAAAGUUUUGAUUUUCUGGGAUCUCCUUCAGAAUUCAGUUUCUUUUUAUGGUUAUGUUGGAAUCAUAUGCUUAUAUACACAUACUCAGGUUGAGUUCUUUUGUGCUGGUUCUGUUUUUUGAAUGGUUGGAUAUAUUUGUGAAAUGAAAUCCUACUUUCUUGACUGUAAA
This is a messenger RNA of Salvia hispanica, 1219 nucleotides long. RefSeq names its product protein YIP4a-like. Lineage: Eukaryota; Viridiplantae; Streptophyta; Magnoliopsida; Lamiales; Lamiaceae. Gene Ontology annotation, biological process: endoplasmic reticulum to Golgi vesicle-mediated transport. The record is from RefSeq and is a predicted model, not a curated record. Gene Ontology annotation, cellular component: trans-Golgi network; membrane.